CCCUCGUGUGUUAAUUACGUCCCGCGCUCCAUCCUCUGCCGGCGAUUUCGUGCCGGGGUGUAUCGUGCGCCCAGGUUGUCCAGAACGCGAUGCCGAGGGACACCGCAGGGCCUGAACCUUUGUUUCCCGGGAGUGGAGGGGUAGGGUAGGAGCCCCUUACGGUGGUUCUUUUAGGAGAAGCGCUAGGUGACGCCUUGAGAACUCCUGUCCUUCCCUGGAGGGCAGGUGGGCGCCUGCUGCGGGACAGGUGGAGCCAGCUCGAUGCCUGCCGAGAUUCCAGGAGGGCUUCGUGUAUGGACCUCAAGCGUUGGAGGUAGCAGACUUUUCAGCAGAAGAAAAGAUGAAAAGGAAUAUGCAUUGAAGCAAAUUGAAGGCACAGGAAUAUCCAUGUCGGCUUGUAGAGAGAUUGCACUUUUGCGAGAAUUGAAGCACCCUAAUGUGAUCGCAUUGCAGAAGGUGUUCCUUUCUCACAGUGACAGGAAGGUAUGGCUGCUGUUUGAUUAUGCAGAACAUGAUUUGUGGCAUAUUAUUAAGUUUCACCGUGCAUCAAAGGCAAAUAAAAAGCCCAUGCAGUUGCCAAGAUCUAUGGUUAAAUCAUUGCUUUAUCAGAUUCUUGAUGGUAUCCAUUACCUCCAUGCAAAUUGGGUGCUUCACAGAGAUCUGAAACCAGCAAAUAUCCUAGUAAUGGGAGAAGGUCCUGAGAGGGGGAGAGUCAAAAUAGCUGACAUGGGUUUUGCCAGAUUAUUCAAUUCUCCUCUAAAGCCACUAGCAGAUUUGGAUCCAGUAGUUGUCACAUUUUGGUAUCGGGCUCCAGAACUUUUGCUUGGUGCAAGGCAUUAUACAAAGGCCAUUGAUAUAUGGGCAAUAGGCUGCAUAUUUGCUGAAUUGUUGACUUCAGAACCUAUUUUUCACUGUCGUCAAGAAGAUAUAAAAACAAGCAAUCCCUUUCAUCAUGAUCAACUUGAUCGAAUAUUUAGUGUCAUGGGGUUUCCUGCAGAUAAAGACUGGGAAGAUAUUAGAAAGAUGCCAGAAUAUCCCACUCUUCAAAAAGACUUUAGAAGAACAACGUAUGCCAACAGUAGCCUCAUAAAGUACAUGGAGAAACACAAGGUGAAGCCUGACAGCAAAGUGUUCCUCUUGCUUCAGAAACUCCUCACUAUGGAUCCAACCAAGAGAAUUACCUCAGAACAGGCUCUGCAGGAUCCCUAUUUUCAGGAGGACCCCUUGCCAACCUUAGAUGUGUUUGCUGGCUGCCAGAUUCCAUACCCCAAACGAGAGUUCCUUAAUGAAGAUGAGCCUGAAGAGAAAGGUGACAAGAAUCAGCAACAGCAGCAGAACCAGCAUCAGCAGCCCACAGCCCCACCACAGCAGGGAGCAGCCCCUCCUCAGGCACCCCCGCCACAGCAGAACAGCACCCAGACCAAUGGGACUGCGGGAGGAGCGGGCGCCGGGGGCACUGGAGCCGGGCUGCAGCACAGUCAGGACUCCAGCCUUAAUCAGGUGCCUCCAAACAAGAAACCGCGGCUAGGACCUUCAGGCGCAAACUCAGGGGGGCCUGUCAUGCCGUCAGAUUAUCAGCACUCCAGUUCUCGCCUGAAUUACCAAAGCAGCGUUCAGGGAUCCUCUCAGUCCCAGAGCACACUCGGCUACUCCUCCUCAUCCCAGCAGAGCACGCAGUACCACCCAUCUCACCAGGCCCACCGGUACUGACCAGCUGCAGCCCAGAGUACAGACUCCAGCAAUAUGUCUGCAUUGAGAAGAACCAAAAAUGCAAAGUGAUGCCGCUUCAAACUCAUCUGAUCAGGAGGAAAACUAUAUACUGAGCAAUUUGCAGGACCAACUGAUGAUGUCUCUUCUUUAUUGACUUAAAGAAGAUUUUUGUGAAGUUUCCCCAACACCCUUCCCUGCAUGUGUUCCAUUGUGACUUCUCUGAUAAAGCAUCUGAUCUAAUCCCAGCACUUCUGUAACCUUCAGCAUUUUUUGAAGGAUAUCCUGGUGCACCUUUCUCAUGCUGUAGCAAUCACUAUGAUUUAUCUUUUCAAAGCUCUUUUAAUAGGAUUUUAAUGUUUUAGAAACAGGACUCCAGCAGUGUAUAGUUUUAUACUUUGUGAACUAAUUUAGCAACACAGGUAAAAAUGCACCUUUUAAAAGCACUACGUUGUUUUCACAGAAUAUAACUGUUUUGCUCAUGGAAGUCUUAAACAGAAACUGUUACUGUCCCAAAGUACUUUACUAUUAUGUUUUUAUUUAUCUAGUUUCAGGGAAGGUCUAAUAAUAAGACAAGUGGUGGGACAGAGAGAACUACAACCAAAAACAGCCUAGAUCUUUGCAGUUACUAUGCUUUAUGCUCUGAGAACUGAAGGAUGUGGUAAUUUUUAUAUAAUCAUUUAUAUGGAACUUAGUUCCCAGAAUCAUCUUAUCCUGAAUAGUAUUCAGUAAUUAAGAUUUAUAAUUUUAACCUUCAUGUAGCUAAGUCUACCUUAAAAAGGGUUUCUGGAGCUUUGAUGAAAUACAGUCCUCUGGUGACCCACACCAGAAAACUGACGAGAAUGUUAACUGCACUAGGAUUUCUUUAAGGAAUAAUGUUGAUCAAAGGAUGUAUUACUUCCCUUUGAAGGAAAAGCUUUUAGUGUGUAUUGUAUAUAAAGUUGGCUUCUCUGAAGAACCGUUGGUUUCUUCACAUCUGGGUCAGCUUGAGUAACUUUUACAUAAUCAAGGGUACUCGAAUAGAAGCCUGCAAAUUAAUCUGCUUUUAAAAUAAAGAGCAGUGUUCUCCAUUCAUAUUGCAUUAGACAUAGAGUGACUAUUUUUAAAGCAUGUUUAAAAUUUAGGUUUCAUUCAUGUUUAAAGUAUGUAUUAUGUAUGCAUAAUUUUGCUGUUGUUACUGAAACUUAAUUCUAUCAAGAAUCUUUUCAUUGCACUGAAUGCUUUCUUUUGCCCCUAGGAGAAAACUUAAUAAUUGUGCCUAAAAGCUAUGGCAGAUAGUAUAAGACUAUAUACUCGAUAAAGUGCAUAUUUGCAUUUCCAUGAUCUAUGAAGUAGAGGCUGUGUUCUUAGCCAGUUUAAGGAACCUCCUCAAUCCCCGGAAUCAAAAGGAAGUGUAAACACUUAGCGCUCCCAUUGUAAUGUAAGGGGCAAGAAAUUUGUGUUCUUCUGAAUGCUACUAGCAGCACCAGCCUUGUUUUAAAUGUUUCCUGAGCUAGAAGAAAUAGCUGAUGUUGUAUAUGCAAGUUAUAUGCUUUUUU
Talpa occidentalis (Iberian mole) is the source of this 3245-nucleotide messenger RNA. RefSeq names its product cyclin dependent kinase 19 (gene CDK19). Gene Ontology annotation, molecular function: ATP binding; RNA polymerase II CTD heptapeptide repeat kinase activity; cyclin-dependent protein serine/threonine kinase activity. The record is from RefSeq and is a predicted model, not a curated record. NCBI's taxonomy places the organism in Eukaryota, Metazoa, Chordata, Mammalia, Eulipotyphla, Talpidae. Gene Ontology annotation, cellular component: cytosol; mediator complex; nucleus. Gene Ontology annotation, biological process: protein phosphorylation. The transcript has 14 exons. Bases 262 to 1710 code for a protein of 482 amino acids.